AUGCCGGAAGACAUAAAUGACACCCAAAAGGAUUACCGCGCUGUCCGACUACGAAAAGAAAAUUUUCGGAAGAACAAAGUUUUUGUCGAGAAAAAAGUAUCUGUGGACGUUUACAUCCCGUCACUAGUCUCAGUAGGCCAAUUAGCUCAGUUGUUGAACGUGAGGCUAGCGCGGUUGCAACGUAAGAUGGAACAGUCAGGAAUGGGGGAAGAAACUUCGUAUGACCAUGUCCUGACAUCAGAUUAUGCCGUUCUUCUUGCUGAGGAGUUUGGCAAAAAUCCCGUUGUUAACGAUGAAAUGGCUUUCGAUAUCUAUCCUUCGCCCCCACACCCAGAGCCUAGCACCCUCCCUUUGCGCCCUCCUGUCGUGGCGAUCAUGGGCCACGUCGACCACGGAAAGACUACGUUGCUCGACACUCUACGAUCCACCUCUGUAGCGCAAAGCGAAGCCGGUGGUAUCACUCAACAUAUAGGAGCCUUUUCUGUCCCGGUACCUUCCACCGGUAACGACAACGGCCUCAAAUCCAUCACCUUUCUCGAUACCCCGGGGCAUGCUGCCUUUUCUGCUAUGCGUGCGCGCGGUGCCGGUGUCACUGAUAUAAUUAUUCUCGUUGUUGCUGCUGAUGACGGUAUCAUGCCCCAGACUCGCGAAGUCAUUAAUCUAAUCAAAAAAGAACAGGAUAAGGUCGGAGUUGUGGUGGCCAUCAAUAAAGUGGAUAAACCAGGAAUCAACAUUGAGGCAGUGCAACAAUCUCUCCUUGCGGAAGGUUUGCAGCUAGAACAAUACGGUGGAGAUGUUCCCGCAGUCGCUGUGUCCGGGAAAACUGGUGAAGGUCUACCGAGUCUCGUUGAAACCUUGUCAGCUAUCGCCGAAAUGCAGGACUUGCGUGCAGAGAACGAAGGUCCUGUUCACGGCUAUGUAUUGGAAUCAAAUAUGCACAAAGGCAUGGGAUCUGUUGCCACCGUUUUAGUUCUUCGUGGCAGCCUGAAGAUUGGUUCACAUAUCAUCAGUGGCCUCUCUUACGCAAGGGUACGCGUCAUGAAUGAUUCAAACGGAAAACCUGUUAAGGUUGCCACUCCCGGCAUGGCUGUCACUGUCUCGGGUUGGAAGUCCUUACCUACCGCUGGCGAUGAUGUUCUGCAAGGCUCCGAGACAAAUAUCAAAAAGGCCAUCGCAAAUCGGGAACGAAAAGCCGAAAUAGACUCAUCUCUUGCGGAUGUGGAAGCCAUCAAUCAAACCCGGAGGCAAGAGAGGGAAAAACGAGAGCUCGAGUUGCAGUCAGGGAAAGAUGCAGCUGCUGCGGAUGAACAGACUGAGGACGGACCUAAGGAACUGCGCCUGAUCAUCAAGGCGGAUGUAAGUGGUAGUGCAGAGGCUGUUGUUGGUGCUCUUCAAGGCAUAGGCAACGAUGUGGCCACAACCAAAGUCAUUUCGUCCGGUGUCGGAGAUAUUACCGAUACUGACGUGACCUUGGCACAAACCGCGGGUGGUAUGAUAGUUGCAUUCAACGUUAAUGCUUCAAAACAAGUCCAAGUUGCCGCGGCCCAGAAGAAUGUCAUCAUCCUGUCGUCGGGUAUUAUCUACAAACUCAUGGAUGAUGUACAGGAGCAUGUCAUCAAACUUCUCCCUGUUAUCAUAGAAAAAAAAAUAACUGGUGAAGCUCAAGUGUUACAAAUUUUCGACAUCCAGGCAAAGAAGCAGGUGGUCAAAGUGGCCGGCUGCAGGGUAACGAACGGAACGGUGGAACGCUCCAAACAGGCCCGGGUAAUCCGAAAUGGUGAAACCGUCCACGAAGGCCCCAUUGAAACUCUGCGUGUGAUUAAGAAGGAUGUCAUGGAAGUACGAAAAGGAUCUGAAUGCGGGCUCAGCCUAGCCAACUUUUCGGAUUUGCAGGCAGGAGAUUCCAUACAAAUGUUCACGAUGAUAGAGAAGCCCGGAGUGCUAUGA
This is a messenger RNA of Lentinula edodes (shiitake mushroom), 1947 nucleotides long. Its product is annotated as initiation factor 2. The record is from RefSeq and is a predicted model, not a curated record. Gene Ontology annotation, biological process: translational initiation. NCBI's taxonomy places the organism in Eukaryota, Fungi, Basidiomycota, Agaricomycetes, Agaricales, Omphalotaceae. Gene Ontology annotation, molecular function: translation initiation factor activity; GTP binding; GTPase activity. The coding region runs from base 1 to 1947 and encodes 648 amino acids. The transcript is spliced from 8 exons.